This is a messenger RNA of Dinoponera quadriceps, 1692 nucleotides long. It is a transcript of the gene beg, whose product is annotated as probable malonyl-CoA-acyl carrier protein transacylase, mitochondrial. NCBI's taxonomy places the organism in Eukaryota, Metazoa, Arthropoda, Insecta, Hymenoptera, Formicidae. The transcript has 3 exons. The record is from RefSeq and is a predicted model, not a curated record. Gene Ontology annotation, molecular function: transferase activity. Bases 364 to 1626 code for a protein of 420 amino acids.
GCUAUCGAAUCCUUGAACGGUCAAUUAUGCCGGUAUUUCAUGACGCGUUGAGUAGUGUUGAGGAUGCACCUACAGGGUACCUGAAACCAUAGUGAGAGAGAGAGAGAGAGAGAGAGAAAUUUCAUGAAGAAAAGCGUGUGGAAUAUAAACAACCUAACCUCCAGUUUUUGUUUGCAUCAUCGUCAGCUACCGAUAUCUCUGAAAGUUCCUGCGGAAAAUGACAUAGAAAAGUGGAACAAAAAAAAGAAGUAAAAAAGAAGUGCUACUUUUCGAAAAACGAAAAACAUCUAUGAAACCAAGGGAAAGUCUUCAAACCAACAAUCACGGUAGUAGACAUAAAGCGGUAAUUCACGUUUCACAACGAUGUAUCAGCGAACACUGUCGACUAGAACGAAACCUUGCCUAUUUCGGUUGUUAACCUGGUAUCGUGCAAACAAGUUCUCCGAUUCUACUGCUGCGAGGGACAGCGUUGACAAUCCAUCAACCGCAAGCUCAUCGCAGAACGAAUCUUCCGAGAGCAACUUCGAGAUCUCAUCCACGGGUGAGGAGAACAUUGCUCGUCUGCUGAAGGAAUCAGCCACUUACAACGAUGUCAAGGACAAGAGCUGGUCGACGAGUCCCUAUCCUGCCGGUGUUCCAUCCUCCAUUGGGACCGAAGAAUCCGCGAAGCCAAAGAUCGACCCAUUGGAUACCUGUGUCUUGCUAUUUCCCGGACAGGGUACCAUCAAGGUUGGCUGGGCACAAAAAUACUUGCGCUUUCCGCAAGCAAAAGAAUUAUUCGAGAUAGCCAAUGAGGUUCUCGGCUAUAAUUUGCUGGACCUGUGUCUGAAAGGCCCUCAGGAAAAAUUGGACAAGACUCGCUUCAAUCAGCCAGCCACAGUGGUGGUCUCGUUAGCUGCAUUGGAGAAACUGCGCGAGGAGAGGCCUCGGGUAUUCGAGACUUGUAAAAGUGCCGCCGGCUACAGUAUAGGGGAACUGACCUCCUUGAUCUUCUCAGGCGCGUUGACCUUCGAGGAUGGUAUAAGGCUGGUCUCUGUCAGAGGCACUGCUAUGGAAUACGCGUCUAAUAUAACAUCUCAGGGAAUGGUGUCGGUUUAUUGUACCCCAGAAGCCAAAGUACACGAGGCUUGCCAGAACGCGAUAAAGUGGGCGCGCGAUAUAGGAGUUGAAAAUCCAACUUGUCAGGUAGCUAUUUAUUUGUGCACCCAAUCGAAAAUACUGGCUGGAAAUAAGGAGGCUCUCGACUACAUAAUGCAGAAUAGCAAGAAAUAUGGGCUGAGAAACUUGAGGAGGCUGCCCGUGUCAGGUGCGUUCCAUACAAGAUUGAUGGAACCUGCGCUCAAGUCCUUUCGUAAAAUGCUUAACACAGUGGAAAUAGACGAGCCCAGAUGUCAAGUCUAUUCCAAUUACAAGGGAUAUAGAUACGGCAAUGCGAAAUUAAUUAGACGGUACUUGCCGAAACAGAUUAUCUCAUCCGUCAAGUGGGAACAGACUAUGCAGUCUAUAUACACCAGACCUGCAGGCACGGCUUUUCCGCGAACCUUCGAUGUAGGAUCGGAGGGAAAGAUGAAAUCGAUCUUGAAAUUAAUUAACAUGAAGGCAUAUGACCAUUGUAUAGCCGUCUGAUUUAUGUAUAUAUCUUUCGACGAUGCAGAAAGAAACCAAUACAUUUAACAAUAGUACAAUCUUGUA